Molecule: messenger RNA, 6246 nt
Organism: Larimichthys crocea (large yellow croaker)
Lineage: Eukaryota; Metazoa; Chordata; Actinopteri; Sciaenidae
Gene: map3k3
Product: mitogen-activated protein kinase kinase kinase 3
Exons: 17
Coding region: 1500-3353 (617 amino acids)
Biological process (GO): protein phosphorylation
Molecular function (GO): ATP binding; protein kinase activity; protein binding
Source: RefSeq, a predicted model, not a curated record
GCUCCCGCAGAAAAGACUUCGAGUAACAGCGCGUGCCCGCAGCUGCACGGCGCUAAUUUAGAUAGUUUAGUAAUCAGAAAUCCCCCUGGGAACAAAUCCAUGUUCUUACACAGGCACGGAGGACGGAUAGUCGAGCAUUUGGAAAACAUUGAAACGAGCCUGGAGUACAAUUUUUUUACGACUUGUAGGAAGCAUAAAGCGGGUUCCGGUGGCGAUGUUUUUUCUGUCAGGAAGUUUGACGUAUUCGGUUGAAGAUUAAUUCUUACUUUGUUUUGGUUGGGGAAAGUUGCGGACCACCGUCGGUUACAGAAACCGCACGACAGCUCUGCGACUGGAAAAGACUGCUUUUUUUGUUUUUGUUUGUUUUUGUUUUUUUUUGCGUCAAAGUCAGUUUGGACCUGACAUGAAUCCUCCAGGACCGUAAUGAAAGAGUCCGGAGCUCUGCGAAAUGUGUAAACAUCGAUGGACUCUCUCCAACUUGGCUUUGCUUGAAAUAACAACUCGAGUUAAUGUUUAUUUUAAACGCAUGCAUGCAGUAUUUUUCCUGUCAGUGUCAUUUCAGACAGUUUUUGCUUCUAGUGUGAACUUCAUCACGUCGCGCAUUGAAUCAAAUUCCCUUGCACUUUUGUUAUAGGCCAGAGACAGGCCUUUAUGUGCUCUAAUGUUUGGAUCCAUAUUCAAGUUGCCAUGCGAUGCAGAUAAAUGUAAUGCAAUCAUAAAAGGACACAUAUCUCCAGCCUAAACUAUUUUGGACUCCCAACCUGGCAACACAGUGAAGGAAAAUCUGCAACCUUAGCAGGAAGAGAGAGGCCAUCAAAAUCACGGAAAUCGUACGGUCCUUUCCUCUGGCGAGCUGAUACACACAAAUGGAUUUCAUACAGGCCAUACGGUUAUUGUUACACCUUGUUUGGUAGCUUUUGUUCCUGUGUAACUCGGUUAUGGGACACGGCUCCCCUGUCCCACACGCCUGAAAGCUGUUGUGACCUCUGAAAAUGUUUUGGAAAUUUAAGUUUUCCAAAGACCCGAGGCUGGACCGGAGCAGAAGUUUGUGUUUGGGCCACAGCUGGAGCAGUCUGAUGUAGGCUUUUCCAUCGGAACAUUUUCUCUGUUCAACUCGCAGCUGUCUGAUGUGACCAGGUCUGUUUUUACAACCUGGAAAGUGUCCGUUAGUGUGUGUGCUUUAAUUUUUCCGUUGACGAAGAAGAGCCCCUGUUACCUGGGGGGUCAGCCCCGCCAUGGCGCCCCCGCACUCAUACACACGCACACUGCCCGGUGUGUCGGUGUGACUCAGGGCACCGAUGGACUUGAGCAACGGCAGGACCCACUGCGUCACUUCUGCCGCGAGACACAGGUGACCGGAGUCUGCUUCACGCGGGAGAAGCCCGGGCUUGUCCCGACCUGACCAAGGUCGUCAAGGCGACAGGCUGUGGGUGGUUUGUCAUAGCAGAGACGCAUUUCUGAAGACUGGUUUGUAGACGACGUACUCAAACAUCACCACAAUGAAUGAGAGGCAGGCUCUCCACUCUAUAAUGAAGGACCUGGUUGCCCUCCAGAUGACGCGGCGCCAGCCUGUGUUGUCUUAUGACAGUGGCAAACCUAAGACACCGGCCCAGGCCAACAGACAGGACGAUGUCAGGAUAAAGUUCGAGUUCUCAGGAGAGAGGAGGAUCCUGAUGUUUGGACGACCUGUGCAGUUCGAGGAAAUCCAACAGAAAGUCAAAACUGUGUUUGGCCAGCAGCUAGACCUGCAUUAUAUGAACAAUGAGUUGUCCAUCCCUCUACGAGAUCAGGAUGAUCUCGACAAGGCAAUUGACCUGUUGGACCGAAGCUCCAACAUGAAAAGCAUCAGGAUCCUGCUGCUCACUCAGGAGCACAGUAAUGCUUCCUCCCCCACACACCACGUGCCGUGUAAGCAGGUGAGGAUCAAGUCCUCCCAGUCAACUGGAGACGUUAGCACGGUGUACCAAUCCUCCGAGCCCAGGGGGCGCCACUUAUCGACUGGUUCUCAGAACACGGGACGUAGUUCACCGCCUCCUGGCUACGUGCCUGAACGCCAGCAGAGGAUCGCCCGCCAAGGUUCAUACACCAGCAUAAACAGUGAGGGGGAGUUCAUCCCUGAGACCAGUGAUCAGUGUGUGCUUGAUCCCUGGAGCAGUGCAGAAAACUCUGUCUCUGGAAGCUGUCAGUCUCUGGACAGCAACUCAGACAGCCCUUCACUGAGGAAGUCUCGCAUGCACAGAGCCAAGAGUUACCCUGAUAAUCGUCAGGAGUGCUCAGACAGAGAAAAUCAUGUGUAUGACAGGGUAGCAGGGAAAGGAGGCACCUAUCCUCGAAGGUACCAUGUCUCCCUGCAUCAUAAGGACCACAGUGAAGGCCGUCGGACAUUUCCACGGAUUCGUCGCCCCCAGGGGAACCUGUUCACUCUGGUGCCCUCACGCCGAUCGCUUAACGGCAGCGAAGAGAGUCUGGGCACCUGGCAGCUGGUCGAUGCUCAGGGCAGACUCCGUCCUCAAGAUCGUACUGUGGCGCAUAAGUCGCCCAGUGCUCCAAUGACAUGGCGGCGGGGGAAACUCUUAGGCCAGGGGGCGUUUGGUCGGGUUUACCUGUGUUACGAUGUGGAUACUGGGAGGGAGCUGGCUGCCAAGCAAGUCAACUUUGAUCCUGAGAGUCCUGAGACCAGCAAGGAGGUCAGCGCUUUAGAGUGCGAAAUCCAGUUGCUGAAAAAUCUGCAUCACGAGCGCAUCGUUCAGUACUACGGUUGUCUGAGGGACCACAAUGAGAAAACCCUCACUAUUUUCAUGGAGUACAUGCCAGGGGGUUCAGUCAAAGACCAGCUCAAGGCCUACGGGGCACUGACAGAAAAUGUGACCCGAAAAUACACAAGACAGAUCCUGGAGGGCAUGUCCUAUCUGCACAGCAACAUGAUCGUACACAGGGACAUCAAAGGUGCCAAUAUCCUGCGGGAUUCAGUGGGCAACGUGAAGCUCGGAGAUUUUGGUGCCAGCAAGAGGCUGCAGACCAUCUGCAUGUCUGGCACCGGCAUCCGCUCUGUGACCGGCACCCCCUACUGGAUGAGCCCAGAGGUGAUCAGUGGAGAGGGCUACGGCAGAAAGGCUGAUGUCUGGAGCCUUGGUUGUACGGUGGUGGAGAUGCUGACAGAAAAACCUCCAUGGGCUGAAUACGAGGCAAUGGCAGCCAUUUUCAAGAUCGCCACCCAACCCACCAACCCACUGCUGCCCUCACACACCUCCGACCAGGCACGGGACUUCAUGAGCUGCAUUUUCGUGGAGGCCAAACACAGGCCUAGUGCUGAGGAGCUGCUCAGACAUCCCUUCUCCCAGAUUCUGUGCUGAAACUUGCCUGGUUUCUGAACUUUAACCACAGAGUGGCACAGUAGCCUCAGCAGUAUCUGUAGCUUUCUACAAAUCCAUCCAUGGGUCCAGAAAUCUGGACGAGGAGCUAGCCUAAGAGUGUUAAACCCACAAGCCUCUGCCACUGUUCAGAUGCUUCUAUAAGAUUUUGUCUCCUCUUGCAUAAAUCCAAAUAAUAAUUCCUUGAAAACCAAUGCCAGUACAUGCUCUUACAGGAUUCACCACCAGGGGGAAACAAAACACAGCUUAAGGUUGGUUCCUGAUCUACUUUCUCAGACGCACACACUCCAAAUGAUGCAGCAUUAUUCAAGUCUCACCAGUUGUGUCUUCAUAAAGUAUCCUCUCCUGUGUUUACAUUCACUUGUUGGGCAGUUAUAAUAUCAGAACGCCUUUAAGUGUUUGACAUUUAAACAUUUAGCUGAGUACCAUUUUAAAGCUACAGCCGGCCUAAAGCUCAAAUAUGUCCAGUGGAUGUUGAACACCUCAACGGUGUUAAUUGUUAAUUUUCCACAAUUCUCUGUCUUGUCUUAAACAAAGAAAACUCUGCCCUUCAACUAUAAAUCUGUUAAAAGCUAUUUGUGGUGCAUUUUGCAUUUCUGACUGGGUGGGAUGAGGUGAUGUCACAUGGAGUAGCUACACUGGAGUUUAAUAGAGGAAUAAUGUUCAGCUGUUGAACACAUCAGUAUUAUUAUUUAGACCAGAGCUUGUUUUGGUUUCAGCCUUUUAGAAUUAAGACAUCAUUUAACGUGACUUUGUAAUAAUACAGGUAGAAAUGAAUAAUAAAUAGAUGGACACGUUUCUCAAUUGACACUAUCCUCAAAAGACUGUUGCACUGCAGCUUUGUGCCUCUUAUGUAUUGUGGUUCAAAUAACAGUGACAUGUAUCUGUUUCUCUGAAAAAAAAAGAGGAUGAUCUUUGAAAAACCUGUUUAACAUCAUGUACUGAACGUAUUUCCAAAAUCCUUAGAGGCUCUUCUAAUCAUCUGGAUGAAAAAUGUUCAGUCAUAUGCACUUAUUGCAUCUAUAGACAAAUAUAAUUGAUGAUAUUUUUGUAAAAUUAGGUUUAAAUUGUAUAAGUUAAGGAAAAACAUAUGUCAUUACCAGCUACCAUUUAUAUUUGGAUGUGAAAAGUAGUCAGUCAGAAUAUUUCUUCAUCCAAAUGGUUAGAAGUUUUUGGAAAUACUUCAAGGCAGCAGUAAGUUCUGUUAAAUGACUUUCAGGUUGUUGUUUUUUUAAAGAUAAUUUUUCAGAGAAACUCUAGCUCUUAGCUCUGUGAAUUGAAUGUAAUUAUAAUACAUAAGAGGCAAAAACUGGGACAUGCAGCUACAAUUCUUCAUUUAAGAUAUGACUCUUAUAUCUCUAAUAUUUCUCCAUUUAAAAAAAACAAAAAACAAAAAAAACAUUAUCACUAUCACCGUCCUACCUGUAAAACUAACCAGUUAAAUCUGGGGCUGUUAAGUGUGUUUGGGGAAAUUAAGAGAAUGAGUACAUUUCAGUACAGUCUAAGAAUAUGGAUUGAAUAAUCGUCUCAUAAAGUUUGAGGAUGACACGUGACUGUGUAAGAGGAGCUGAGGGUGGAUCUUUUCUUUAAGAUGUGUCUUUUUGAAUUGAGUCUUGCUCGACCAUUCACCUCAGUGUGACUUCUGUUUCUACCUGCCAUCUUCUUCUUGUAGCUCUUCAGUAUCACAGGUGUUCUCAGCUGACAAAGUGCCAAAAAGGGGCAGAUAAAAUGUUAUGCUAUGGACUUGGUAUCAGUUAUAUGUGAAAGUGAAGCAGAUUAUUUUUUUUAAUGGUUUAAACACAAACUAAAGGCCUUAAUUUGGAAGUGAUCUUACUGUUGUGUGUCAGGCCCAAUCAUCCCUGACUGAGAAGCCAUAGUUUAAAGAUCAAUUUUAAAUCGGAUGCACUUUUAUGUAAAAUGAAUGUGGGGUUUUUGUUCUCUUUACCAAAUUUGACUUGUUUUUUUACUUCAAAUGUGAAAAUUGUUUCAUUUUUAUUUAUAUCCCCAUGUCCAUUCCAAUUAGAUUUUAUAAGCAAAUAUAUAUAUUAUAUAUUUUUUAUAUUUAGACAGUGUCAAAUCUAAUGAUACUUUCUGGACUUUGUGUCGUUAAAAGUAAAUCAUUGAAAGCAGCUGGUUUUGCAGACAUUACAGAAUUGGGGUUUAUAAAUGAAAAAUGGGUGGAAAACGAACUCUGACUGCCUGGUUCUUGUUCCAACUCAAAAAAAACUUUCCACACCUCCUAGCUAUACAUUUAGAUGACAGUAUUACUGGACAGGUUACGGAAACCCUAGCACCAUUUGGCCUUGCUUGACACAUCAAUGAGCUCUUAUGAAUGAAACCUUUAAAGGUUUUACUUACAUAAAUAAAUGCUGGGAAUAUUUAUUGUGUGAUCUCAGAACUUUGAAAUGUAAUUAAAGGUUGUGUGUGUGUGAGCCAAAGACGAGCAGGUUCGGAGCCAGUGCUGAAUUUUAGAGUUCGCUUUUCAACUCAGAUGACGACUUUGUUUAUCCCAGGGUUCAGACAAAGAGUCCAGUAUUGAAUGAUUUUCAGGGCAAAGGGCUUACUGCUGCCUUAACGCUAAUAUGAGAACUUUCUAUGGGCUGCUACAGGCUAAAGGCAGCUAAAACAUGUUCAGUGUUGAAAAUAAUGCAUUUUUAAUAAAAGAGAUAAAGAACCCUGUGGUAAGCAAAUGAAUACAAAGUAGUUGUCUAGAGAUCUAUAUAUGUAAAUGUAUGUAUGUAUCAUGACAGGACUUGCAGUGCAAAGUCUAAUGUAUCAAAUCUAUUUUACAGCAAGAAGAGAACAGUAUGUUUAAUGACAGUGUUUAUAUAUAAGUCAUGCCCUCGCUCCAAAACAAAUAAAUUGUUUUUAAAAA